AUGUGUGUGAUUUGGAGAGGAUCUUGUGGAAGGUGUCCAGUGGGAAAGAGACUGGGUGGACUCAUCUGCAACUGAUCCCCGUUUUUCUGAGCGCAAUGGACUUGGAAUGAAGACAAAACAUGGAUAUAAUCUGGGAAAUAUUUAUUAUUCUUCAAGCCAAUCUCAUUGUUUGCACUUCAGCUCAGCCAAAUCCACCCAAAAUCCAUGAGGGAUGGUGGGCUUACAAAGAAGUUGUUCAGGGGAGCUUUGUUCCAGUGCCAUCAUUCUGGGGGCUUGUAAAUUCAGCUUGGAAUCUGUGUUCUGUGGGGAAGAGACAGUCUCCAGUCAACAUCGAGACCAGCCAUAUGAUAUUUGAUCCCUUCCUGACACCACUGAGGCUCAACACUGGCGGCCGAAAGGUUGGAGGGACAAUGUACAACACCGGCCGCCAUGUUUCACUCCGACUGGACAAAGAGCACCUGGUGAACAUCUCCGGUGGACCAAUGACCUACAGCCAUCGCCUUGAGGAGAUCAGGUUACACUUUGGGAGUGAGGACGGACAGGGCUCAGAGCAUCUCCUCAAUGGCCAGGCCUUCUCUGGGGAGGUGCAACUUAUACAUUACAACCAUGAACUGUACACAAACUACACAGAAGCUGCUAAAAGUCCAAAUGGCUUGGUGAUAGUGUCUAUAUUUAUGAAGAUAUCUGAGACUUCGAAUUCAUUUCUCAAUCGGAUGUUGAACAGAGACACUAUCACAAGAAUAACAUACAAGAAUGAUGCAUACCUUCUCUCGGGGCUAAACAUUGAGGAGGUGUAUCCAGAGACAGCAAGUUUUAUCACUUACGAAGGGUCUAUGACAAUCCCACCAUGCUACGAGACCGCAACGUGGAUUCUGAUGAACAAGCCAAUCUACGUCACAAAAAUGCAGAUGCACUCCAUGCGACUGCUAAGUCAGAAUCAGCCCUCGCAGAUAUUCCUCAGCAUGAGCGACAAUGUUCGCCCAGUGCAGCCUCUGAACAACCGCUGCAUUCGCACCAACAUCAACUUCAGCAUGCAGGGCAAGGACUGCCCCAACAACAGGGCACAGAAGCUGCAGUACCGAGUGAACGAAUGGCUGCUGAAAUAGAGCCAGGAUGCAGACCAACCCAAGAACACUAACAACAUUGAAAAGGAUGAAGAGGAAAAGCUCAUGGAUAAACAGAAUGAAGACUGACACAUGUCCUGCCAGAAAAAGUCAUGAUGUUGUAAA
Molecule: messenger RNA, 1229 nt
Organism: Danio rerio (zebrafish)
Lineage: Eukaryota; Metazoa; Chordata; Actinopteri; Cypriniformes; Danionidae
Gene: ca10a
Product: carbonic anhydrase 10 (inactive)a
Molecular function (GO): carbonate dehydratase activity; zinc ion binding; neurexin family protein binding
Source: RefSeq, marked validated